Molecule: messenger RNA, 965 nt
Organism: Medicago truncatula (barrel medic)
Lineage: Eukaryota; Viridiplantae; Streptophyta; Magnoliopsida; Fabales; Fabaceae
Product: CST complex subunit STN1
Exons: 1
Coding region: 216-755 (179 amino acids)
Molecular function (GO): nucleic acid binding
Source: RefSeq, a predicted model, not a curated record
UGUGUUCAAUCAAUUUUUUAUCCAACAUAGUCAUAUACUAUGAGUUUUUUGUUUAGUAAUUAAGUUAGCCGUUUGACUAAAGUCAAACUUAGAAAAAUAGUUAUAAAAUUUGUAAGCCACUGUCACUCUAUCACACAAAAACCAUUUGAACAAUUUCGACCAUAUCCUUCAAACAAAACACAGAGAAAAAACAGAGCAAAAAUCCAAACCCCAAAAUGCAGCAAAACAAAAACCCAUUCCCAAUCUCACUACACAACACACAUGUAAAGCUAUUAGCUUUCGAUCUUCUAACCCUAACCCCACCGAUCUCCCCAAACCACUCCUUCACCCGCAACUCUAUCUCCAUCACACGCGCCGAAACCGUAGGAACCAUAACCCUCCGCGACCACAAACCCUUCAAAUUCCUCCGUUUCGCUAUCGACGACGGAACGGGUUGCAUCCCUUGCAUUCUCUGGCUUAAUCAUAUGACUUCUCCUCAUUUAGCUCGCCGGCGUAGUCCUCAGGAUCUCUGUCUUCUUGCUGAUGCUGCUGCGAGAUCGGCGGAAGUGGUGAAGUUUGGGAAUGUUGCUAGGGUUAGAGGGAGGGUUACGGAGUAUAAAGGAGGGGUGCAGAUAACUGUUACGGAUGUUGUUAGUGAGAGGGAUCCGAAUGUUGAGGUUUUGCAUUGGGUUGAGUGUGUUAAUUUGGCUAGGAAUUGUUAUAAUCUUGUUAAUGUUUCUUCUUCUUCUGGUUCAGUAGUACCUAAAUUGAAUUAGAAUUAGAAGAGUUAUGUUAGCAAUGUUAUAGUUUUGGUAGUAAUUGUUUGUGUUUAGUGAUAGUAAUUAUAAGAAAUGUUGACUUCUUAUUGAGAUGAGGGAAAAUGUUUGCGAGCAUUAGUGAAGAUUUCUAAGAGGAAAGUGACGAUAUUUCAUUUUCCAUGUAAAAUUAUUUAUUAUUUUAUUUAAGGGGUAAAAAUGUCUUCAUUA